GAGAUCCUGCAUCACUCCUGGAGAGGCUGAAGGACAUUGAACUCACAACAUGGAGGACCUGAAAUACCGAGGGAAGAACAGGGAAGCCAGACACACGGAUACAUGGGACCCGUUCCAGUUGAACCCCAUAGGAGCAGAGAAAGAACCGAAGAGGAUAUGUUUCCGGAUAGCCCAGUACCUGGUAGCUUUUAUAGUGGGGCUGGCUGUCCUGGCCAGCGCUAUUGUAGCUAAGGGCUCUCUGUUGGUGCUAACAACGCUUUCCAGUCCCUUUUCCAUGCGUACCCCAAAGGAAAGGCAGUUCUACAUGCUGAUGUUGGUUUUCUGCCUCGUCUUCCCGAACUUCCUGCUGUUCAUGAAGUCAUUGUGGAGAUGUGCCUUCAAGAGCUUUGUACAACCCAACUUGAGAACCAUGGGAUUAAUCUGUACCAUCGAGUGCCUGGUCUCUCUUGGUACCUCGGUCCUGGUGCUGAUCGUCAUGCCUCAAUUUGAUGUGCUGACCAACCUUUUCAUCACUGGAGGAGUCUGUAUUGUGUCGUCAGUGCUGCAGAUAGUUUACCGACUACAGAGAGACAACUGGAAAAUUUUAUUUCCAGUUUGUUCACUUCUUCUGAUCAUCACAGGUUACUGCCUGGUGGGGGCGGACUAUUAUGUCCGUGUGACAUCAUAUGUGGACAGACAGUCAUCGAACUGUUUUAUCUACAUUGGAGUCGGGAUAUUCAGCUCAAUCCUGGUCUCGUUCUGCUGGUGGGAAAACCCACUGCAAGCUACAAACCAGAUGCAGGAGAUGUUGUCAGAAUUAGACGGCUUCAGGGACUUUGUAUUUGUCAUCACCAGUAUUCUGAGGAUAAUUGUGAUAGGAACUGUGUACCUGAUCUACUAUGUCCUGAUUGAAGACUCUAUCAUCUGGUCUGACUUUCACCUGACCCUGAAUGAUGAAAUGCUGCAUAUAGGACUGAGGCUGUUGUUCAUACAGGCUUUCUGUUCAGCAGCAUGUCACUGGUUCGGUGUGGUGGCCUGCAAAAUCCACGCAGUCAGGAUGGGUUUUGCUCUGCCACUUUCUAGCACAGGACCAGCAGUGCUACUAUUGGGUCUGAUAUUGUUCAUUACGCAGGCAGAGCAACUGACUAACGGAGAGUAUAUGACCGUCAUAGGUGAUGGCAACAAUGUUAGUAAUGAUUUGUGGUUGGACAAGUUCUGUGAUGGCUUGGUCAACUUCAGAAACGACAACGGCACUUCAGUUGUCUUGUUAGAAAUCACCAAGAGUAUCUGUCGAACCUCACUGAACAGCCCUUACAGCACAUGGCCUUUUUUAAUGCUGCCACUGGAGGGAAUGUGUAUGUGGGCUGGUUUUAUGACGAGUACAUACUACGUCUGGAAGAUUAAGGUCCAGCGAAUAGAGAGAACCUCUCAGCUGUUUGUUCGUCGUCUCUAUGAGUCAGCGUUCAUUGACUUGUCCUUGCUUCUCAACACCAAGAUGAAGGUGACAAGAGCCCGAAAUCAAGAGAGCCAUGAUGACAUCGAGAACUGUGUGAUCUAUCUGUGUGCCACCAUGUGGCAUGAGACCUAUGACGAGAUGCUGAAGAUUCUCACCUCCAUGUUCAGGUUGGACCGUUAUCGAGGCGACCCCAAGGAGGAGCACCUGGACUGCUUUGACUUUGAGUGUCAUAUUUAUGUGGACGAUUCCUUUAUGACUGAUAAGGACUCUGGAAAGCGAGUGGUCAACACAUACGUUAAUGACUUAAUUCAAGUUGUCAUAGAGGUAUACAGGGUGUUUACCAAUAAAGAACCAGAUGAUGUAUCGAUCAUCGAGACUCCCUAUGGGGGCAGGCUGAUCUUCUUCAUGCCAGAAGGGAACAUGCUGUACAUCCAUCUCAAAGACAAAGCACUCAUUAGGAACAAGAAGAGAUGGUCCCAGAUCAUGUACUUGUAUUAUCUGCUGGGCUGGAAGGGUUACAUUGGGAAAACCCCUCUAAGAAUCGCACGCCAGAAUAACCCGUGCAGAGCCAGUUUGAUCUCUCAGGAUGGGGAGAGUUUCCUCUUGCGUCAGGAGGACAAUGAUGACAAGAGAAAAUACAUCUUGGAUGAAAAUGUUUACAUCAUGGCUCUGGACGGAGACACUGACUUCCAGCCUAAAGCUUUGAUUCUUCUGGUAGACAGGCUGAGGAUGUACGACAAUGUAGGAGCGGCCUGUGGUAGAAUACACCCCACCGGCAUGGGUCCAAUGGUUUGGUACCAGAAGUUUGAAUAUGCUGUUGGCCACUGGCUGCAGAAGACAGCAGAGCAUGUGUUCGGCUCUGUGCUGUGCAGCCCAGGGUGUUUUAGUUUGUUCAGAGGGUCCGCUUUAAUGGAUGAUGAUGUGAUAAAGAGAUACACAACCACUGCAACCAGGGCUUCUGAAUAUGUGCAAUAUGACCAGGGGGAAGAUCGCUGGCUAUGUACCUUGUUACUUAAGCAAGGAUGGCGCGUGGAGUACAAUGCCGCAUCAGAUGCUUACACCAACUCACCACAGGAGUUCAAGGAGUUUUAUAACCAGAGGAGACGAUGGGGACCCUCUACCCUGGCUAACACGCUGGACCUACUGCACAGUGGACCAGAUACAGUGAAGAGAAACAUCUCCAUCUCCAGACUGUAUAUCUUCUACCAGAUGUUCACGGUGGGUUCAUCCAUUCUCGGACCUGCUUCUGUGACGCUAAUGAUAGCAGGUGCUUUCCAGUUUGUCUUUAAACUCUCUGGGACACUUUCCAUCAUCAUCGCAGCCAUUCCUCCUGUGGUUUACAUGAUGAUCUGCUUUUUCUGCAAGCCCAACACCCAAAUAACCAUCGCUGCCAUUAUGAGUGUUUUUUAUGCAUUCCUCAUGACCGCAUCCUUCUUUUCUAUCAUCGGUGAUAUGGUGGUACAAGGCACCUUCAUAACACCCACUGGUCUCUUCUUGGUUUCCAUGGCAAUAAUGUAUUUUGUGACAGCAAUUCUGCACCCUGAAGAGUUUGGUUUGAUUAUAUAUGGUCUGAUGUACUUCAUCUGCAUCCCCAGUGGCUACUUGCUACUGACCAUCUAUUCACUGGUUAACAUGAACAUAGUGUCCUGGGGCACCAGGGAAUCCAACAAUGUAGAUGAAGUGAAGAAAACCAGGAAUAUUCUGUGUGAUAAAAACUGUAAAAUCUGCUGUUGGGACAUGAAGAUACAGGUGACACAGGAAACAGAGAAUCUGAUGAUUCAACAGAUCACCGCAGCAGUUGGCCAGAACUCAGUGCAGGGCCCUCCACUUCCUGUUACAAACCAGGACGUAACUCAGCCUCCAAGGGUGGAGCCUCAGUCCAUAAUGGAAACUACCGAAAAAGAGGCUGAAGAAGCGGCUAGGGAUCAGGACCAUCAACUAGACAAUCAGAGAAGAAGAAAUGAAGGAUGGAAGGAUUUGGCUUUGAGAGACAGACACAAAAGCCGUUUCCCACGUGGGAAUCUAGAUGAGGAUGAUGAUGAUGAUGAUGAUGAUGAUGAUUACAAUGACCAAUUCCUUGAUGACUCAGAGGAGAGGGAGGAGCUUCCUGCCAGUGACUGGGUGCAGCCGGUGAAAGAGGAGUUCCUGAAGAAGCUGACCUAUGCCAAUCUGAAGAAAAACCUAAAAGCACAAAUCCGAUACACGUUUCGUAAAAGAAAACAGGAUGAUGUGUGUGACGAGCUGGUCUCAAUGCUAACAGACACACUCACUGGAGAACUGAGUGGAGUGGGGCCAGAGGACAUUUUGUCAGUCACCCAACUCGAAGAACUGCAGCAAGCACUAACUGAGCAGGCCCAUCGUGUCCUGAAGACCAACCGAAUGGGGAGAUUAGAGAGGAGGGUAAAGAGAGCUAUUGAGAAAACACUCAUCGCCCCACAGGUGCAAAAACUAGAUGAGUCUGAGAAAGAUUUCUGGGUGAAAGUAAUAGAGCGCUACCUGACGCCUAUUGUUGACACCAAGGCUCACCAGGAAGAGGUCUCCAGAGAACUAAAAUCACUACGCAACAAGGCAGUCUUCCUGUAUUUCAUCAUCAAUUUGCUGUGGGUGGUAGCUACCUUUAUCCUGCAGGCUAUUGGAAAUGAGAUCAUCAGUAUCAGGAUCCCCAAAUACUUCCCAAACGGCACUUUAUCUGGAGAGGACCUCAAGGUGGAACCUCUCAGCCUGAUGUUCCUGUUAUCCUUUGCCAUUCUCCUCGUCGUCCAGUUCCUGGCAAUGUUAUAUCACAGGGUCUACACUCUUAUACACGUGGUAUCCUAUCGGAGCACAGAGAAAGACUACAAGCAGAAAGAGGACGAUGAUGAUGAUGAUGGAAUGGUUUUGGAGAACCAAAUUGCCAAUGGACUAGUUAUCACAAGUGAUGACUUGUCAAUGGCAACGAACUAUAGCCAGUCGUCUACAACAAUUAUGUAAUGAUGUUGGAGAGCAGCGCCUUCAAUCAACAGCAGCAACGCACCUCUUUGCCAAGAACAACCUCUGUUGGGUCGGGUGUAACAAACAGAAACCAAUUGCAUCAUCCUGCAGACAGUUACUAUCUGGAAUAGUGAUCAAAAUCUUUUUCCAUCUCGCCAAUUCAGAAAGCAAAUGUGAAAUUUGAGUCUAGAAACUUUUUGUAAUAGGCCAUUUCCAUUUUGGUUCCACAAAUAACAGUGGGCAACAAUUCAAUUUAUUUCAAUUAGACAAGGUAACGUGGCAUAAUGCGAUGUAAUCAUAAUCCAUCUGAUUAUUAUCAUUUAACUGCUCAAAAUUUUUAUUUUUUGUAACAUUUUUACAAGGGUAACUCUUGUAUAUUUAUAUUCUCUUGUAAGAUGAGAUCCGUAAAGUGAUCUCGUCUGAGUUGCAGUGACGGGUUGUGCUGUAGCUGUCGGCUAUUGUUACGGGAAGUAAUCGCUCUCUAACGUGGAGCUUAUUAAUGUAUUUGUUUGUGAUUUACAUGUGAGAGAUAUGAAAGACUUAAGCAUUUGUUGAGCUUAGUGUGGAUGUGAAAACAGUGUGGCGUCUCUGUUGGGACACUUGCAGUCAAAUGUGUUGCACAAACCAAUAUUCAUUCACAUAUAGUUUCUUUUUAACUGCUUUUUAAGAGAAAAAAAAGGCAAUGCAAUAAUUAUGUGCAA
Messenger RNA from Lampris incognitus (smalleye Pacific opah), 5106 nucleotides. RefSeq names its product chitin synthase 1 (gene chs1). Gene Ontology annotation, cellular component: cell periphery; cell septum. Gene Ontology annotation, molecular function: chitin synthase activity. The transcript is spliced from 36 exons. The record is from RefSeq and is a predicted model, not a curated record. The coding region runs from base 50 to 4405 and encodes 1451 amino acids. Lineage: Eukaryota; Metazoa; Chordata; Actinopteri; Lampriformes; Lampridae.